This is a messenger RNA of Lingula anatina, 1615 nucleotides long. RefSeq lists its product as uncharacterized. Lineage: Eukaryota; Metazoa; Brachiopoda; Lingulata; Lingulida; Lingulidae. Gene Ontology annotation, biological process: extracellular matrix organization. Gene Ontology annotation, cellular component: extracellular matrix. The record is from RefSeq and is a predicted model, not a curated record.
UUAGUGCUAUAAAAAUGUCUUAUGCACAUUGUAUGCCUUGAAGACAUUCACAAAUGAAGCAACAAGGUACAUAAAAACAAAUGAACUGUUCUGGAAUAAAUAAGCUCACCAAUCAGAUUACUGUUCACUAUGCCGCUCAAGUGCAACACACAAAAGUACUUACUCUUGUGACUCUAGGUAACAUUCAUCUCCACUCAGACCAAAGACACUAGCUCAGACCACAUUCAGACCAGACAGAAGAUGUAACUCUAGUUUUCUUUCAUCUAAGACUUCAUGCACAGUAACUGUUGUGCCUUCGUGACGUAUCACACCCCCUUAAGUGUAACUACCAAUUGCCAGCUGUGUUAAUGGUACGUUACAGUGUGCAUAUUAAGUUUAGUCAGGCAUCUGCAGAAGAGGUUACGGUGGAGAACGAUUCUAGUGUCACACCUACAAUGCCAGGAUAAUCACGCACAAGAGGCAGCUCUGAAACAGCUCCUGUCACACCCACUAGCUGUCUCCAUGCUGACAGCUCUAUAUAAGGUCCACUGCUUGGAGUUGAAACAAACAGACACGCCUUAGGAAGUCACUUGUGAUUCACAUAAUGACAGAUUGGAAAUCUAUGCUUCAUCUUCUUCUUUGUACAGUUCUUAGUGUGUACAUCAAUGGACAAGUCUAUCCAAAUGGGGACACGCCCACCAUUGACAGAGACUACAAGCCAGGCUGGUUUCAGAACAAGAGGCAUCCAUUACAACAAAACCCUCCAUACAUAAUGAAGAAACUAAUGGAAUCAAUUCAAGUAGAUGAAGACCAGCAGAAGCCAGGGUUUGACAAGGGAAUAAUCAAUCAGUCAACAGGUUUUCCCAAAAGCACUAUCCUAAUAAAAAGGGGGCGCACCUAUUGCUCUCAAAGCCUUGGCUGUAUAGAUGUGGUCCGUCCAGCUAGUGACUCAGUCAAAAGCAAUGGAGCAAAAAUACGAUUUGGUAAAGAAGUGCCUCAGCGGGCUCAGUGGGAUGAACAGGCAAAGAUAGAGGAGCAGCUGGCAGCAUUGGCCCCAGAAACACAGAAGCCAACAGGGAAACGUUCCUAUCACUACUGUUCACCAUCAAUGGGCUGUAUCAAUUUGGAUCCUCCAACCCGUGCAAUUAAUGAACUCAAAGAAACGUCAGCAAAACAAGUGCUUCGCUACGGAAAGAGAGCCUUUCUCAAUAGUUUAAAGAGGCAAAUGUUUAAAAUGGAUACAUUUAUCUAUUGCUCUAAGUCAAUUGGUUGCAUCGAUUUGAAACACCCUAACAGAUAUGGUGUGCUUCGAAUAAACAAAGCACUUGGGACUGAUCUAUCUGAUAUGCCUGAAGAGACAAAAACACAGUACGGAAAACAAAUCUGGUCAAAUGACAAAACAGGUGAAAGAGAUUCUUAUUUUUAACUUCAAAACAGUAGCCAAGUCUACAAUAACUCAAGAUAGUUUGGAAAAAAAAUUAAUUGAAUUUGAAAUAGUUGAUUAACUGAUGCUGUGUUACUUAACAGUAUUGUGAUACGCUCUUUCCACUAGAUCAAGGUUAAUUAAAAUUUUGGUAUAUUCAGGUAUAUUUUGUUUUUAAUUGAUUUUAUACAACCCCUUUACACCAAAACAUUA